AUGUUCCCCGAGGGCCCUGCAGCACUGGUCAACAGGGCCGUGCAAGAAGCAGGUGAGAGCCACCGCGCCCCCGCGGUCCUCUUCUUCACGGAGGCCGCGUCCGGCGCGGCGCAGUCGCUGCAGCGCCUGGCCGCGCAAGAGCAGGCGCCCUUCGAGGUGAUAAGCCUGCUGGACCCGUCCUGCACGUCCAAGGUGGCGGCCGCGCACGCGAGGUUCAGCGAGCGGCACAGCGGCUGGCUGCUGCUGUCCGACGCGGAGCUCUUGGAGCGGCAGCUGCCGAAGCAUCCGCAGCUCAUGAAGCGGCUUCGCAGCCUCAUGGACCUGGCGCGCGCUGCGAAGCUCCGGAAGAAUGGCGCCCCGCCGGUGCUGCUGGCAGCCCAGCUCCGCGCCGACUCGGACUCCAGCUUCGGCUGGGCGCACCUCCUGGAAGCGGAGCCGGUGCGCGCCUUUCUGUCCUGGCCUGUGGGGCUCCAGGCCAAUUUCCGGGCGCUGAAGGAAGAGAUGAGCUGCGAGCUCGAAGGAUGGCAAAGGGACUUCUGCGUGCUGCACGCCUUGAGGAGCGCUGGCGGAGGCCAGGGCGACUGGACUUGGCACCCGGAGGAGCCCAGUCCAACUUCCGCAGAUCUGCUAGGCAGUUGGCCGGCCAACUGGGCACAGCUUCUGCCGGCACUUCCGUCCCUAAGCCACGCUUCCGGCGAAGUGCCGGACGCGGAGUUGCGAGAAGCGAUGCUGCAGGUGCUGCAGCAGGUGCCGCACGCCCAGGAUGAGCUCUAUGGCCUGUGUGCGGAUUCGGAU
Molecule: messenger RNA, 795 nt
Organism: Effrenium voratum
Lineage: Eukaryota; Dinophyceae; Suessiales; Symbiodiniaceae
Source: the annotation of a GenBank genome assembly